GAUUAGCAUUGAAUUAUUGUUUUGCAACGGAAAAAAAAAUGGAAUAACGCGCAUUGUUCUUCGCCAUAACUGCUCAUUGUUUCGUCCAUUUGUUGUUCUCGAUCGGCCGUAUAUUUAUUUAACGCCAAAAACAAUUAGAGUCGUUAAUAUUGUUGAUAGGAGGGUCCUGCUUUCUUAUGUACCCACUAUUUACAGUAACCAUAGGAACGGCGGGGGGGAUAAAUAGCGUUUAACUUGUUAAAUAUAUUAUUGAAUUUUGAAUUGAAUGCAGUUCGCACUUGUCGCACUUUAAAUUUGUUGUUUUGCGUUGGCGUUUGGGUUUUCGGUUGGGAAAAAAAGUGCCGCGAGAAUUGCGCGCAACCGGAAAUGAAAAGGGCGCGCGUUUUUUCCAAUUUACGUAUGGCGGCGGUGAUCUAGAAACGAUGGAAUACUCGUGGACGAUGGAGGAGCGAAGGGAAAUUAAAUCCAGAAAUUUACCAGGUAUAGAUCGAGGAGAUUUCGUCGGCGGCAUCGACAAUGAAGCUUUGGAUUUUUCGCAAUUGGAAGCGUUCAUCAACAGCGAUGGAUCUCAAGGUAGCGGAACGUACUUCGCGGAAUCUCUCAAUUCGACAACGCCAACAUCGGGAAAGCUCUCAAACGUCAUCGUCGACAGCAAACGGACGCCAGGACACUCACUGCCCGAAAGUCCUCCAGACAGCAGCUCGGAGCAUCCGUACAGUCCGCAAGAGAGCUGCGAUCCCCCGAUCUCGACCUCGGAAGCGAUCUACACGACACUGGGCCAGCCGAUCUACAAAUCGAAUAUACUCAAUCCGAUAAUUAGCGAUAACCUAAUCCUGGGCUCUCACAUCGUUGUCACCGAUCAGAGCGCCGAUGCUCAACUGCUCGACAACAGCGGAAUACUCCAAGACGCUCGAAUUUUAGUCAAUAACGAUCUACGAAACGGUAGCAACCUACUGAACAUCCACUCCGAUGCCGCCAUCCUACACAAUCGAAUCCUGGUGGCGGACGAACCGAACCGUCCGAUCAUCAUACAGAACGGCGCGGACCCGAAUCAGAACUACACCGACCGCACGAUUCUUUUAGAGAAUUGCCCGCGUGCCGAAGUGCGCCGAACGACCAACGAUCUUCUCCUCGUCAAAAGUGACGAAUCGCAGCUGGUGCACUUGGGCUUCACGUCGAACAUCGAAAUGCAACUUCCCCAGCGGCAGCCGUCCGAAGGUCUAUGCGAGACGGGCAGCAUCGACAACAUCCAAGCGGUCUACACCAACCUGCAGAACGCGUCGAAAAAGCGCAAACUCUCGCAGGAUCUUCCGCUCGUCAAAAGCGAGCCAGAGCACUGCCUCCCUAGUCAAUUGAGCCCGCCGGGCACGCUCUCGAGCACGAUCGACGACGACUUCGCCGGAUCCGAGGGAUGUCUGUCGGAGGCGCAGUAUCAGUGCAUACGGUUCUCGGCGUUCCAGCAGAGCGCGUGGCACAUGCUGUGCGACCAGAACCUCACCGAAUUGCCGGCGCCGCACUAUCGGGUCGACGCCGAUAAGGGUUUCAACUUUUCGAACGCGGACGACGCGUUCGUUUGUCAGAAGAAGAACCACUUUCAGAUCACUUGCCAUAUACAGCUGCUGGGGGACGCGCAGUUCGUAAAAACGCCCGACGGUUUUCAGAAGAUAUCCAGCUUUCACCUGCACUUUUACGGAGUGAAAUACGACUGUCCGACGCAAACAAUACGCGUCGAGCAGAGCCAGAGCGAUCGGAGCAAGAAACCGUUUCAUCCCGUUCUCGUGGAAUUAAUCAACUCGCAAGUGACGAAGGUGACGGUCGGCCGGUUGCACUUCAGCGAGACGACCUCGAACAACAUGCGCAAGAAGGGCAAGCCGAAUCCCGAGCAGCGAUACUUUCAGCUGGUCGUCGGUCUGCACGCGCACACGACUCACGGAAACUUCGCGAUCGUCAGUCACGCGAGUCAGAAGAUUAUCGUGAGGGCGUCGAAUCCGGGCCAGUUCGAGAACGACGUCGAGCUCUGCUGGCAGAAGGGGCAGACGCAGGAGUCGAUCUUUCACGCGGGCAAGGUCGGAAUAAACACGGACCGGCCCGACGAGUCGCUCGUCAUUCACGGCAACCUCAAGAUAACCGGCCACAUCAUUCAGCCGAGCGACGUUCGGGCGAAGAAGAACAUCGUCGAGUGCGACACGGCGAAGCAGUUGCGAAACGUGCAGAGAUUGCGGGUCGUCAAGUACGAGUACGAGCCGAGAUUCGCCGCCCAGCUGAAUCAUAUAUGCGAAAGUACCGAUACUGGCGUCAUCGCGCAGGAGGUCGCCGAGGUGCUACCGGAAGCGGUCAGUCAGGCGGGAAAUUUGGUGCUCGAAAACGGCGCGUCCAUCGAUAAUUUCCUAGUCGUUAACAAGGAGAGGAUAUUUAUGGAGAAUAUCGGGGCGGUAAAGGAGCUAUGCAAGGUUACCGAUAACCUCGAAACGCGUAUAGAUCAAUUGGAGAGAAUAAAUCGUAGAUUAAAUAAAUUGAGAAGAGACGAUAGUUUAAAGUCGACCAGUACGGCGAGUAGCGGUAAGCACAUACAUUCCUCGAAGUGCUUCAAGGGCAGCCACUACACGGAUAAAGAGCAAGAACUCUGCACGAAUAAGUUCAUUCAAAUUAUAAUCGUCGUCUUAGUCUUAAUUAUGGCCUUUUGUCUUGCCGCGAUUACGACGCUGUAUUUAAUCGAGGCGGCGCGCCACACGCAACUGCCGCAGGGGAGUCUGCAGAACGGGCACAGGUCGUUCACGACGAAGCGACCGAUCAAGACCGUCAAGCAGAAGACGUGGCAGAACAAUUACUCGCAACAGACGGUGGUGCCUUAUAAAGAGCUCGGAGUGAUCAAAGCGUCUGAGGACUCCUCGAGUAUUGUCGAGCUGCACACGCCGACCAUCGGCCGACCCAACAACUGCUUCGACGUCAAUGUCGGUUUUGAGAACGCCAAUAUUUUGUGCCAGAUACACUGUUGCAUUCCCCCGUCGCCCGAGGACUCGGACGUGACAAUUUACGACCGCAUCCAAAGGCAAACCGACAACCUCACGAAGACCGGCCUGCUGAACAAAGUCGCGAAUCCCUUCCACACGAACAACAUCGACAAACAGCUGCGGCAGAAGCGCGACUCGGACGAUUGGAGCAGCCAAGAUAACAUCUUCGAGGCGACAGAGGAUCACCUGUUCGCGAUCGGGAUACAGGGGAAGAGUUUCAACGUGACGCUCUCGUCGAAAUACAUGAUCAACAACAAUAACAACAAUUUCACCUAUUACAUUCCGAUCUCCAAGUAUAUGGCGGACCAGUACGUCAGCCUAAUCUUUCGAUCCCAGCAGGCGAACAUGAAGGAAAUUGAGCACUGCUACAACGGCUACCGCAAGCACGAGUGCGGCGCCCCGAUCGGUUUCGACGAAAGCAGCAAGCUGACGCAGCGCAAGGUCGACGAGAAAGUGCCGAAUCCGCUCAUUAGCUCGCGAAGUGUACUAUUCGAGGUGGACAUGGUCGGAUACCAGUCGAAGGUUAUGACGUACCGCGCGGCGUUGGGCCAAACGCAGGACAUCUGCAUGCUGUCGCCGUCGAAGGUCGGUUUGGAAUUUAUGGAGUACAACUUUCACUUUUUCCGUCAUUGUGAUGAGUAGCGCAUGCCGUAGCAAACUAAGUCUUCGUGGACUCUAAGCCAUUUACAUAAUUUGUGAUGUCGUCAGACAUAGGUAGCAAUAACUAUGUACUUAAAUGAAUUAUUUAAUAAUUGGAUAGUCGGAGUGGGAGGGCAAGUAGCGUUUAGUCAAAAAUACUCCUGUACAUAACCUCUAAAUGUUUGUUAAAUGUUAAGCGACACAAUUUACCGUUGAUCAACUUGCUAAUAAUAGACCAAACCUGCGAUCCGUCCAUAUGUACAUGAUUGUUAUUUACUCAUGAAAGAAAAUUGUUUUAGAUGAUAUUUUUAAACAGAUAGAAGAUGUAUUCGUACCAAAUUGUAUUUAUUGUAAAGAGACACAAACAUUGAUAAUACUCCCUAGUUUAGAACUUGGCACAUUUUAAUAAAGAAAUAUAUUUUGGUGCACCUAUUAUAAAGUACGUAAAUUUUUUAUAAGUACAAUUGUUUUAUCUACUAUAUAUUUUUAAUGUUUCUUUUUUUUUAUGUUAUAAGUUUUUGUGAUCUGAUCAGUAAGUGUAUAAAAGUUGUGUUAGUUCA
Molecule: messenger RNA, 4210 nt
Organism: Photinus pyralis (common eastern firefly)
Lineage: Eukaryota; Metazoa; Arthropoda; Insecta; Coleoptera; Lampyridae
Product: myelin regulatory factor homolog 1
Exons: 14
Coding region: 423-3653 (1076 amino acids)
Biological process (GO): protein autoprocessing; positive regulation of DNA-templated transcription
Cellular component (GO): nucleus; endoplasmic reticulum membrane
Molecular function (GO): sequence-specific DNA binding; DNA-binding transcription factor activity
Source: RefSeq, a predicted model, not a curated record